GGGACGGAUUCGGUACGCAGGGUAAGAUAGCGCACUGAAGCGCUAUUUGAUUGUUUGGCGCACCGGUCAGCCAGGGUUGCCGAGGAUGAAGAUACCACUGGGGGCGUGCGCAUCGGCGAUGAAGCAGAAAUGUCCGACGGAGCAGACCACGGAGUUGGAUCGAUUGAGGGCGAACGCUCUGAAGGGAUGGAGUCGGAGGAGAACGACUUUCAGGAAGACGAUACAGAACACGACCGUCAUGCAGAGGCCGAUGUCGACAGUGGGGAUGCGGUCGAAUUGGAAGACGGUUUGGAUGGCGCCGGAGGAAUGUCUGAGAAUUAUGCGGAAGACGAGUUUUACGCCGUUGAUUCCGGCGAGUGCAUAGGUUGGAUUGAUUUUUUGAACUUGAGCGCGGAGGAUGUUCUCCGGUUUAAUUUCGCAGAUGUUGACAUUGCAUUUGAGUUCUAUCAGCAAUAUGCAAAGCACCAUGGAUUCGGCGCGAGACGUUCCAGAAGCGAAAAACGCGGCGAAGUAAGGAUACGGCAGGAGUUUGUUUGCCACUGACAAGGGUUCCGAUCCCCGAAGUUCUACUCGAUGCCUAACCGGCAAAAGAGGCCGAGGGCCGAGACACGGUGUGGAUGCCCUGUGAGGAUGUUACUCCGCAUGGACGAUGAAUCAGGACGUUGGCACGUUUCGUUCUUUUCAGACGCGCAUAACCACCACGUUCUUGAGUUGCAAUUUUCUUCCAUGCUCCCGGGCCAUCGGAGGAUGAGCGAAGCGGACAUCCAGCAGAUGAACGACAUGCGCAAAGGGGGCAUUGGCGUCUCCCGAAUCCACGGUUUUAUGGCGAGCCUGGCCGGCGGGUAUCAUAAUGUCCCGUACACAACAAGGGACAUGCACAAUGUAAAUGCGAAGCAACGAAGGGAGGGUGGCGUAGAUGCGGAAUCGUGCUUGAGGUAUCUCCGAGAGUGCAAGGCAAAUGAUCCCGCACUGUACUACAAGGAAGUCGUUGACGGUGAGGGCGUGCUGCAACACUUGUUUUGGUGUGACGGCACCAGCCAAAUUGAUUACCAGGUGUUUGGAGACGUGGUUGCGUUUGAUGCAACUUACAAGAAAAACGUUUACCUUUCACCUCUCGUAGUAUUCUCCGGUGUGAAUCACCACAACCAAACCGUUGUCUUUGCCGCUGCAUUGGUGGCAGACGAGAAAGAAGAGACAUAUGUCUGGCUGCUUCAGCAGUUGCAAACUUCAAUGAAAGGGAAGGCUCCCGUGUCCAUAAUAACCGACGGUGACAGGCAAAUAAAGUCUGCGAUCGAGCAAGUUUUUCCGGAGGCUCACCAUCGACUCUGCGCUUGGCAUCUACUCCGAAACGCCACGAGCAACAUUGGAAAGCCCAUAUUCACCAGGAUGUUUAGGGAUUGCAUGCUCGGCGACUACGAGGUCCGAACAUUUCAGAGAAAGUGGUUUGAGAUGGUUGAGAAAUUUGGAGUGGCCGAUAAAAGAUGGGUACAGGACAUGUACGAAAGAAGGCACAGCUGGGCCACAGCACACAUACGGGGAAAGUUCUUUGCCGAAUUUCGAACAACAUCAAGGUGCGAGGGCUUGCACGCUGUGAUAUCACGGUAUGUUAAGUCUCGAUACAGCUACACUGAGUUUUUACGUCAUUUCCAUCGAUGCUUGAUGUUCGUCCGCGCAAAGGAGGUGGAGGCUGAUUUCGAGUGCGCAAAGGGUGACCCUGUUAUGACCACCAACCUGAAACAGCUGGAGCGGAGUGCGGCCGACAACUACACUCGUGCGAUAUUCUAUUUGUUUGUUCCCAUUCUUGACAGAGCCUGUGCAAUGAGGGUGGUUGACUCUGAAGACAACGGUUCCUAUUUUAUUCACACCGUCUCUCGAUACGGCACUCCGGGGAAGGAGUGGCGUGUUGUUGCAACGUCUGAUACGAGGGAGGUCCGAUGCACGUGCAUGAGAAUGGAAUGUUUCGGGGUCCCCUGCGAACAUAUAAUUGCGGUGCUUGUUCUUAACAAUGUUCAUGAGAUCCCGAGGUCUCUGAUAUUACCGAGAUGGACCAAGGAUGCAAAACUUGUGGCGGUGGAGUCGAUGGGCGUGAUUUGGGAUUCUGUACAACUGACGCAACACUGGUGCCUGAUGGAUUGGUACCGGAAAGUGUGCAAGAUUGCAUGUCACAGCACCGAGAAGUUCCAGUUUGCAAGAGACAUAGCUGUGCUGAUGCUGAAGCACUUCGAGGACGAAGAUGCAGGGAACAGCAGUUUUCAACACGAGGGGCCACCUACUGAGGGCGGGAGACCCCCGGCGCAAAAUCCACCCAGGCGCAGUACAAAGGGUAACGGUGGUCACGGUGGAAAGAAGACCCAGCGAUGUCGUUUGUGCCGGGAGGUGGGACACAACAGGACGACGUGUCCGGAGCGUCGCACAAUGGAACCAUCCAGCUCAGUUGCAGAGGACAUGGAUUCGAUGGACACUGACAUGGUGGGUUGGUCGCUCUAUAGACGAUGUAGUUAAGUUUUCUGGUCUGUUAAAUGGAUCUAAUCGUUUGUUUUUUACAUUGGUGUUAAGUCUAUGAUAACCUAUCCGGCGAUCUGUAUGCGACCGCGGAGAUUCCUUCGUUCCAAUGCUCCGAUAGUGACACGCAGGCCGGGUUUGCUAACAGCGACUUCGCUGGGCCCAGGACGUCCGGGCCAGUCAUGUCUCUCGCCGAUUGAGCAAAGGGGGCCUACAGUCGUCACCACUGUGUGUUGCAACGGCAGGUUGGUCGAACCCUUUGACGUUCUCCGGUAGGUUGUAGCCGCACACCGUUCGGUGUCUGCAUGUCAAAUAGGUACAGAACUGUCUUUAUGUCGUCCACGUAAAAACAAGUUGUUGGUAUGUUGGCUGUCGUUGGUAUGUAAGUGUUCUAUAGAUAUCACCGUUUUUAACCGGGAUUCAGGAUGUGUAGGGUUUAAGUGGUGUCAUGCGAGUAGCUGCAAAUCGACUGUCAAACCUGAUGUAUUAUUAUUCGGUCGUUAGGGGCAUUUUUACAGCCAUUCUAUGUUCAGUGGAUAUUUUGUAUGUAUGGUAAGUAGAUAUUUUGUAUGUAGUUGGUAGUAACGUUCAGUGGAUAUUCAGAUGCACGUAUCAUAAAAAAUCUCGUUGGAAAAUGCAUGUGGUUCAGUCUCAUAAAAAAAUCUCGUUGGAAAAUGCAUGUGGUUCAAUCGC
Arachis stenosperma is the source of this 3195-nucleotide messenger RNA. RefSeq names its product protein FAR1-RELATED SEQUENCE 5-like. Gene Ontology annotation, molecular function: zinc ion binding; nucleic acid binding. Gene Ontology annotation, biological process: regulation of DNA-templated transcription. Lineage: Eukaryota; Viridiplantae; Streptophyta; Magnoliopsida; Fabales; Fabaceae. Bases 574 to 2502 code for a protein of 642 amino acids. The transcript has 2 exons. The record is from RefSeq and is a predicted model, not a curated record.